CGUCUUAUCUCUCUCGCUUGGCUCUCUCGGACACAACCUCUGUGUCUCUCCUCACCAUGGCCGUCGAGAAGAAGCAACCCUCCAGUCCAGCACCGCCUACAACUCCGCCCAGGGCGGCGGCGGCGCCGCCCCUGUCCCCAAGAAGACCAUCGAGGAGAUGUACCAGAAGAAGACGCAGCUGGAGCACAUCCUCCUGAGGCCCGACACCUAUAUCGGCUCUGUUGAGAAGCACACCCAGACCCUCUGGGUCUACGAGAACGGUGAGAUGGUCCACCGCCGGUGACCUACGUCCCGGGCCUCUACAAGAUCUUCGACGAGAUCCUCGUCAAUGCUGCUGACAACAAGCAGCGGGAUCCGUCGAUGGACUCCGUCUGUGUUAGUUUAAUCGAAGGGCAAUGCCAGCAGGUCAGCUAUGUGAAUGGGAUUGCCACUGUAAAAGGUGGAACUCGUGGAAUAUGUUACCAACCAAAUCACGAGCCAUGUCACAGCUCUCACAGGAGUUUCUUAAAAAGGAUCAGUGUUGUCCUACCUACUCUUUUUGAACUGACGAGAAAAAAAAACUACUGUUGAAACUGAAUAAGUAUAUCUAACUCUGUUCUUCUGCAGUGGCUAAAUCGGGAGUUGUAAAUAGCCUCCUCUCAUGGGCUGAUUUCAAGCAGAGUAAGGAAUUGAAGAAGACAGAUGGAACCAAGAGGCAGAGAAUUGUGGGCAUUCCUAAACUCUUGAGGAUGCUAAUGACGCUGGUGGAAGGAACUCUGAGAGGUGUACCUUGAUUUUGACAGAGGGAGAUUCAGCAAAAGCUCUUGCUAUGGUAUCUCUGUAGUAGGAAGGAACCACUAUGGUGUGUUCCCUCUGAGGGGUAAGCUACUGAUUGUGAGGGAAGCAAGCCACAAGCAGAUAAUGGAGAAUGCAGAAAUCCAGAACAUUAAGCAAAUUCUCGGUUUGCAGCAGGGGAAGGAGUACGAAAGCACCAAAGGUUUAAGGUAUGGACAUCUCAUGAUAAUGACCGAUCGGGAUCAUGAUGGUUCUCACAUCAAGGGCCUCCUGAUUAACUUCAUACAUUCAUUUUGGCCAUCACUGCUGAAAAUCCCAUCGUUCAUGGUUGAAUUCAUCACACCUAUAGUGAAGGCAACUCAUAACAGAAACAAGAAUGUCCUGUCAUUCUACUCCAUGCCUGAGUAUGAAGCAUGGAAAGAAAGUUUGGAAAGGAAUGCAAGUAGCUGGUCUAUUAAGUAUUAUAAGGGGUUGGGAACAAGCACAUCAAAAGAAGGAAAGGAAUAUUUCCAAGAUAUUCAUAAGCAUAAGAAAGAUUUUAUGUGGGUGGAUGAACAAGAUGGAGAUGCUUGAAUUGGCAUUCAGCAAGAAAAAGAUUGAGGGCUAGGAAACACUCGCUUCGCCAAUUUGAGGUAAAUGCCUUUUCGUUUUUUUUUUCUGUCAACAAAGUAAUCCUCGCCGCCUCCCGCGAUUGGUUUCUUCUGCUCGACGUCGCCCGCGGACGGAUGUCUUUUCUUGCUGAACCCCCUCAUCGGAGCCGAAAUCCAACUCCCUCCCGCCGAUCGUUUCCUCCACCGGAGCGGCUACGAAUUCUCUCCGGUCCAUUAGAAGUUUCUGAGGAUCGGGCAUGACAUGGACUCCACCUCGGAUCUCCUCCAUUAUCGGCGCAUUUUCCCAUGUGGCGCUUUCUUGUUUUCGAGCUCGAGCACAACCCCGACGGAUUUCAUAGUGGUGAUCGCCGGGUGCACUUACGACGGUCGUUUGGCCGUGUGUAAAUUGGGAGGAUGAAUCAUGGACUGUGUUGAUUACUGGUUUAUUCAGCUCGCCCCUCUCUAUGGCGCACCAUGAGGGGACCUUUAUUGGCUUGGCCGGCAAUGCUUCGGUUUGUGAAAUUACUUCUCUUUUGGACUAUGCACCGUUCGAUUUGCCAGAUAUUGACGACGAGGACCUUGACGAUCUAAUUUUCAUCACAACAUCUUCACAGCUGUUAUUGUUUGCCUGAUAUAAUAAUCUUGUCCAUGUUGAUUCUGAUGAUCACGAUGCGGAUUCUGAAUUUGAUUAAGUCACGCAUUAUAAGAUAUAUGAGUUCAUGCCGGAAAACCCUUCCGGAUGGUCUCAUGUCGAAAGCAUUUAUGAUAAUGCAGUAUUCGGAACAUUUGUACCAUACUUGAAAAACAAUGAAGUUCAAGUGUGGUAUAAAUGUUCCGAACACUGCAUUGUCAUGAAUGCUUUCAACUGGAGACCAUCCGGAAGGAUUUUCUGGCAUGAACUCAUAUAUCUUAAAAUGCGUGAUAUAAUCAAAUUCAGAAUCCGCAUCGUUAUCAUCAGAAUCAACACAGACAAGACUAUUAUAACAUGCAAACAAUAAUAGCUGUAAAGAUGUUGUGAUAAAAAUUAGAUCGUCAAGGUCCUCGUCGUCAAUAUCUGGCAAAUCGAACGGCGCACAGUCCAAAGGAGAAGUAAUUUCACAAACCGAAGCAUUGCCGGCCAAGCCAAUAGAGGUCCCCUCAUGCUUGGUCAUAAUUUGUAGGAUGUGAAUAUAUGAAGAAAAAGUUUGAACCAAGUUAUAAAUAUCCCACAUCAUGCUCGGUCAUGCCCUUAAGUAUCUUUAUUUUUUAUA
Molecule: messenger RNA, 2614 nt
Organism: Phoenix dactylifera (date palm)
Lineage: Eukaryota; Viridiplantae; Streptophyta; Magnoliopsida; Arecales; Arecaceae
Product: DNA topoisomerase 2-like
Biological process (GO): DNA topological change; resolution of meiotic recombination intermediates; sister chromatid segregation
Cellular component (GO): nucleus
Molecular function (GO): DNA binding; DNA topoisomerase type II (double strand cut, ATP-hydrolyzing) activity; ATP binding
Source: RefSeq, a predicted model, not a curated record